CUCUGUCCCAAUAUUACGGCCGCAUCCUUUCCCUUCUCUACGGCCAUACAGACACCAAUCGGCCAUUGGAGCCGGUUGCUAACCUUCCUCCUCACUCUUCUUUAUCCUUUCACAGUAGCCGCUUCCCUCCUUCGCCGCCCCAUUACGGGAGGUCUCUCUCUGCCCUAGUGUGAAAGAUGGGAGAAUGUGGAACUCUUGAUUGGAAAUGGUCCUAUGCUUGUGAUUUUCUCAUUUUAUCACCACAUCUAUGGAAUAAUGGCUGUUGAAGUUGAUGUGGUAAACCAAGAACUGACCCAGCCUCAUCACGAUGUGAAGCUGUUCAACCGGUGGACCUUUGAUGAUGUCCAGGUAAAUGACAUCUCUCUUGUUGAUUACAUUGGGGUUGCACCUGCCAAGCAUGCCACCUAUGUCCCCCACACUGCUGGGAGAUACUCUGUCAAGCGGUUUCGAAAAGCUCAGUGCCCAAUUGUCGAGAGGCUCACAAAUUCACUUAUGAUGCACGGUAGGAACAAUGGGAAGAAACUUAUGGCUGUCAGGAUUAUUAAGCACGCAAUGGAGAUUAUUCAUCUUCUAACUGAUCUCAACCCAAUUCAAGUCAUUGUCGAUGCCGUUGUUAACAGUGGGCCACGUGAAGACGCUACUCGAAUCGGUUCAGCUGGUGUUGUUAGGCGUCAGGCCGUGGAUAUAUCCCCUUUGCGCCGCGUUAACCAAGCAAUCUAUCUCCUAACAACUGGUGCUCGUGAGGCUGCCUUCAGGAAUAUCAAGACAAUUGCAGAAUGCUUGGCUGAUGAACUUAUUAAUGCAGCGAAGGGUUCAUCAAACAGUUAUGCAAUCAAGAAAAAGGACGAGAUCGAGAGAGUUGCAAAGGCCAAUCGUUAAGGUUAUAUUUCAGGGUUUGUUUUAUGUGGCAUAGCUAGAGUUUCAUGUUCUUUUUCUUGUGUCUGGUAACAUUCUUGUAAUGAACAUAGUCUUAGGUUCCCUUUUGGUUUCCUUGUUGCGGCGAUUCAUAUCUACUUGUUUUAAGCUUUUUGAAAUUUUGAUAUCAUUAAUGUUUUCCAUCGGAACAAGCUAAUGCAUGAUGUUGUUUCUUAAAGUUUCAAAUAUGGUUCCUAGUA
Molecule: messenger RNA, 1115 nt
Organism: Benincasa hispida (wax gourd)
Lineage: Eukaryota; Viridiplantae; Streptophyta; Magnoliopsida; Cucurbitales; Cucurbitaceae
Source: RefSeq, a predicted model, not a curated record